Panicum virgatum (switchgrass) is the source of this 1484-nucleotide messenger RNA. RefSeq lists its product as uncharacterized. The transcript is spliced from 2 exons. Lineage: Eukaryota; Viridiplantae; Streptophyta; Magnoliopsida; Poales; Poaceae. Bases 432 to 920 code for a protein of 162 amino acids. The record is from RefSeq and is a predicted model, not a curated record.
GGCCUGCUGACGCGUGAGCAAAAAGGGCGGUGGCCGGUGGCACGCAGCCAGCGACGUCGCCUCUACACUCUGGCCGUAGCCGCCGGCCUCGUGUCUCUCUCUCUCUCUCGUUUUCGUCCACCGACCGGCGAGCAGCGCCCGGGUCCUAUAAAACUGCCGCGCCCAACCCCUAUGGCAUCGUGUCGCCACGCCAUUACUGACCAGAGACCGCCUCCUCUGCACUCUGCACACAUCGUCGCGUCCCCGAUCCGGGAGCAGUAAACUAACAAGGGAGGGAUCCUCAUCCAGGUCCAGACCAGCAGCAAGGCGAGAGGACGACCGUACCGUACCGAUAGGCGAUAAGUUCUUGCUCUGCUCUCCGGCCCACGGUAGAUCCGCUUCUUCGCUGACCAGUCUUUGCUCCCGCUAGCUAGCUACCUGUCCGCUGCUCCAUGUCCAUGGCCACGAGAGCGAUCGCCACCGCCCGCCGGAGUGGGCUCGCCGCCGCGUUCUCCUCGUGCAGGCGCGGAGGAGCUCGGGGUUUGUCGCACAGCAGCACCCAGCUUCGCCGGGAGGAGGACCAGAGCGCCGACCGUCACGGCGAGGCGGCGGCGGUCACCGCGGCGCAGGUGGAGGCGUCGAUGAACCGCAAGAACGUGGAGGUGGUCCAGGGGGACCGAUCCGCGACGCUGCUCCCGGACGACGCGGUCGACGCGCUGGGAGACGUGGGCGCCGAGGCCGACGACGCCUGGGUGCCCGACCAGGAGACGGGCGUCUUCGUCCCCGCGGAGGAGGCCGCCGGCAGCGGCAGCGUCAGCGGCGCCGACGGCCCGCACGAGCAGCCUGGGCCGUCGGUGCUGGACCAGGCGGUGUUUGUGCGCGAGGACAUGGAGGACGUCGAGAGGCCCGCCGUCGACAUGGGCAGCGCCGACGCCAAGUGAACGCCCGCGCCUCGCCGCCGCCGCGUAGACUUGUUAAGGAGUCUCUCACCCCGGCGGACCCGUAGGCCUGUAGCUGCAACUAGCAAUGGAGGACGAUAGCUGUAGCAAGUAUCGUUCAAAAGAUAGCUGUAGCAAGUAAGCUUCCUCCCUGAUGGAAUAAAUCCCUUCUCCUCUUUCUACAAGGUUCCAAAAGUUACUGCUAGUUCGAAGCUCCAAGAAUUUGCAUCUCAAGUUCCCCUUAGACCUGAUCCAAUAACCUGCAUCACAUUCUAGUGGUCUCAGUCACCUGCAUCACAUUCUAGUGAAGACACUGUUCUCUGUUUAGACUUUGAGACCCGGAAGAAGGAAGUGAAGCAUCGCUUAUAUUAAAAAAAAAAAGAAGCAAGCGGACUCUUUUUUUUUCUCUUCAAAAUAGGAUUCCAUCCCGUAUGCAAGUACGGAUGGGGUUUAGAAUCCUAUUUUGAAGAGAAAAAAAGAAAACAGAAACGAAGCCCCAAACCUCAACGGAGAAAAAAAAAGGUUUACAUACAGAUCAAGAGUCCAAAACAGCAGCAUUUUGCAUUG